Molecule: messenger RNA, 722 nt
Organism: Pterocles gutturalis (yellow-throated sandgrouse)
Lineage: Eukaryota; Metazoa; Chordata; Aves; Pterocliformes; Pteroclidae
Product: copine-1-like
Biological process (GO): positive regulation of tumor necrosis factor-mediated signaling pathway; cellular response to calcium ion; regulation of canonical NF-kappaB signal transduction
Cellular component (GO): plasma membrane
Molecular function (GO): calcium-dependent phospholipid binding
Source: RefSeq, a predicted model, not a curated record
GAUUUCUUAGGUAAAUCGGAUCCAUUUUUGGAGUUUUAUAAGCAGAGUGAUGUUGGAACGUGGCAGCUGGUAUACAGAUCAGAGGUGAUUAAGAACAACUUAAAUCCGUGCUGGAGGAAGUUCAGUGUUCCCUUACAUACAUUCUGUGGCGGAGAUUUUAAUAAACCAAUCAAGGUACAGUGUGCAGAUCAUGACAGCGAUGGCUCCCAUGACUUGAUCGGCACUUUUGAAACUAGCCUGACUCAGAUGCAGAAAGCGAGUGAUGGCUCUCCGGUGGAAUUUGAAUGCAUUCAUCCUGAGAAAAAACAAAAGAAAAAGAGCUACAAAAACUCUGGCAUUAUUAGGAUAAAAUCAUGCAAGAUUGAGACAGAAUAUUCAUUUCUGGACUAUGUCAUGGGAGGCUGCCAGAUUAACUUCACAGUGGGUGUAGACUUCACUGGCUCCAAUGGAGAUCCCAAGUCACCAGAUUCUCUUCACUACGUCAGCCCAGAUGGGAUAAAUGAGUACCUGAUUGCCAUCUGGAGUGUGGGAAGUGUAGUCCAGGAUUAUGACACGGACAAGCUGUUUUCUGCAUUUGGGUUUGGAGCCCAGGUUCCUCCUAGCUGGCAGGUAUCCCAUGAAUUUGCUUUGAACUUCAACCCCAGCAACCCUUAUUGUCAAGGGAUCUAAGGAAUAGUGGAUGCCUACCGCCAAAUCCUUCCUCAGAUCCGACUCUACGGGCC